Balaenoptera acutorostrata (minke whale) is the source of this 2642-nucleotide messenger RNA. It is a transcript of the gene HOXA3, whose product is annotated as homeobox A3. The record is from RefSeq and is a predicted model, not a curated record. Gene Ontology annotation, biological process: regulation of transcription by RNA polymerase II. Bases 16 to 1338 code for a protein of 440 amino acids. The transcript is spliced from 2 exons. Lineage: Eukaryota; Metazoa; Chordata; Mammalia; Artiodactyla; Balaenopteridae. Gene Ontology annotation, molecular function: RNA polymerase II cis-regulatory region sequence-specific DNA binding; DNA-binding transcription factor activity, RNA polymerase II-specific. Gene Ontology annotation, cellular component: nucleus.
UCGUGAAACAACGCGAUGCAAAAAGCGACCUACUACGACAGCUCGGCGAUCUACGGUGGCUACCCUUACCAGGCAGCCAACGGGUUCGGUUAUAAUGCCAGUCAGCAGCCGUACCCGGCGUCCGCAGCACUGGGCGCCGAUGGCGAGUACCACAGACCCGCGUGUUCGCUCCAGUCGCCCUCAAAUGCCGGGGGCCACCCCAAGGCGCACGAGCUGAGCGAGGCGUGUCUGCGCACCCUGAGCGGUCCGCCCAGCCAGCCCCCGGGCCUAGGCGAGACGCCCCUGGCCCCGCCGCCGCCCCAGGCCGCGCCCCCUGCCCCACCACAGACGCAACCCCCGCCGCAGCCCCCUGCGCCUGCCCCUACCGCGCCCCCGCCCCCCUCGUCAGUCUCCCCCCCUCAGAAUGGCAGCAGCAACCCCACCCCCGCCAGCGCAGCCAAGAGCCCCCUACUCAACUCGCCCACCGUGGCCAAACAAAUCUUCCCCUGGAUGAAAGAGUCUCGGCAAAACACAAAGCAGAAAACCAGCGGCUCCAGCUCAGGGGAGAGCUGCGCAGGUGACAAGAGCCCACCUGGGCAGGCGUCGUCCAAGAGGGCGCGCACAGCCUACACGAGCGCUCAGCUGGUGGAGCUAGAGAAGGAAUUUCACUUCAACCGCUACCUGUGCCGGCCGCGCCGGGUGGAGAUGGCCAACCUGCUGAACCUCACCGAGCGCCAGAUCAAGAUCUGGUUCCAGAAUCGCCGCAUGAAGUACAAGAAGGAUCAGAAGGGCAAGGGCAUGCUGACAUCAUCAGGGGGCCAGUCCCCAAGUCGCAGUCCCGUGCCGCCCGGCGCUGGCGGUUAUCUUAACUCUAUGCAUUCGCUGGUUAACAGCGUCCCGUACGAGCCCCAGUCGCCCCCGCCUUUCUCCAAGCCCCCCCAGGGCGCCUACGGGCUGCCCCCCGCCUCCUAUCCCGCACCCCUGCCCAGCUGCGCGCCCCCGCAGAAGCGCUACACCGCGACGGGGGCGGGCGCGGGCGGCACACCCGACUAUGAUCCGCACGCGCAUGGCCUGCAGGGCAAUGGCAGCUAUGGGACUCCACACUUACAGGGAAGCCCCGUCUUCGUUGGGGGCAGCUAUGUGGAGCCCAUGAGCAACUCUGGCCCGCCCCUCUUUGGCCUAACUCACCUCCCCCACGCCGCCUCGGCUGCCAUGGACUACGGGGGCGCUGGGCCGCUGGGCAGUGGCCACCAUCAUGGGCCCGGGCCAGGGGAGCCGCACCCCACCUACACGGACCUUACCGCCCACCAUCCUUCUCAGGGAAGAAUUCAGGAAGCCCCCAAGCUCACCCAUCUGUGAUGGUGGGCUCGGGGCUGCGCGCCAGGAGAGUCCCCACCCUAUCCCCCCCCCACCUACCUUUCUUUUUCGUUUGCUUUUUUUUGUUUUGUUUGUUUAAGGUUCUUCCCGCCCCUCCCUUUUCUCUCUCCUCCGCCCCCCAUUCUCCCCCCCCCCGCUUUGUUUUCUUUGGUAACACGUUUUUAUAGUUUAUGUGACGUAGCAAUCUUGGUUGCUGGAAUGGCUGUCAGUAUCAGUAGCGAUAUUUAUCUCUUACCGCCCCUCGCUCGGCCGCUGGCCCUGCACCCUUUACCUUCUCUACUCUUUGAUCAGAAACAGGGUAUAUGAACAAAUUUUCUAGCCAAGUUCUUUGAUGUGAAUUUGUUCGUACAUUAUGGCUCCCGAGGGGAAGCGAUUACUUUUUUUUUUUUAGAUUUUAGUAUUUUUUUUAAUUGCACUUCUUGUAAAGAGCGAGAAAAAAAUCAAAGGCGCUUUGAAACAGGGGCUCCCUGUGCAAGGAUGACUAAGUGUACGUCUUUCCGUGUGUGUAUGCUGGUGAACAGUCAGAUUUAUUUAUAUUUUUUUUGCAAGCAUUGAAUAAGUUUUAAAUAUUAUUUAUCCCCAUCCGUUCGUAUUUAUAUUAAAGAAAUUCUGUACCCUGAUUGUUCAGAAGGUUUCUUGGGCCUUUUGUUCAAUGGUGUAUUGGCGUACAUAGAAAAAAAUUUUAUUCGAAAGGGAAAUAGAAUUCCUUUAUAAAAACAGUAAUGAUGCAAUAAUACCAGAGAGGAUCCAGCUUCAGAAAACAGUGAUUUAGGUUUGUAACAUCAAGCGAAACUGAAAAAAAAAUCUGUAAACGCGAAAAACGCUAGGUUUGUUUUGAGACUUCUACAUUCCUUGCUGCUCACAUUCUGAGAAACAAAACAAAAAAUAAAUAAAGUUUCUAUUCUGAAUAAUAUCCGUGUUCACAAGGGAUUCUUUGGCCGAAGAUAAGGGUCUGCGUGGAGUCCAGGCAGAGGCGAACUGGCGGAGCAGGCCGCGGCAGCCCUCCAGCUCCGGCUUGAGGCCUGGCCAGGCGGCUCGCCCGGGAGCGCGGCGAAUUCUCGGGAAGGCAGCCGGAGCUUCUCGCGGCGGCAGUUCUGGAAGCGCUGAGUUGCCUGCCCGCUGGGCUGCCCGGUUCCCAGCUGCCACGGAGGCCGGCCACGGGCGCAGGGGCUGCGGAGUGCUGAGUGCGGGAGGAACAAAGGCAGCCCGGCUGAGGCGCGGCGGGGGGCGCACAGGUGCCCGGGCAGCCCCGCCGGGGGAUAAGGUAGGGCUGUCUUCUGCUCCAC